Molecule: messenger RNA, 1664 nt
Organism: Papaver somniferum (opium poppy)
Lineage: Eukaryota; Viridiplantae; Streptophyta; Magnoliopsida; Ranunculales; Papaveraceae
Product: 26S proteasome non-ATPase regulatory subunit 4 homolog
Exons: 10
Coding region: 124-1278 (384 amino acids)
Biological process (GO): proteasome-mediated ubiquitin-dependent protein catabolic process
Cellular component (GO): proteasome regulatory particle, base subcomplex; cytosol; nucleus
Molecular function (GO): polyubiquitin modification-dependent protein binding
Source: RefSeq, a predicted model, not a curated record
UGGAUCGCGUCCUUGGUCAUUAUUUUUUUCCCUCGUUUCUCCUCUGAAAUUCCACUAGCGAGAAGAGAUUUCGUCAAAAUCAGAUAUAUUUGAUUACUUCAGCGACACUCUAAAUCUUCAACGAUGGUUCUCGAGGCGACGAUGAUAUGUAUCGACAAUUCUGAAUGGACAAGAAACGGUGAUUACUCACCAACUAGAUUUCAAGCUCAAGCUGAUGCUGUGAAUCUCAUCUGCGGUGCUAAAACACAGUCUAAUCCUGAGAAUACAGUUGGAAUUCUAACAAUGGCUGGUAAAGGUGUUCGUGUAUUGGUUACUCCUACCAGUGAUCUUGGAAAGAUAUUGGCUUGCAUGCAUGGGUUAGAAGUAGGUGGAGAGAUGAACUUGGCUGCUGGGAUCCAGGUAGCUCAAUUGGCUCUUAAACAUCGUCAAAAUAAAAAGCAGCAACAGAGAAUUAUAGUUUUUGCUGGAAGUCCAGUGAAAUAUGAUAAGAAGGUAUUGGAAACAAUUGGAAAGAAGCUGAAAAAGAACAGUGUUGCCCUGGACAUUGUUGAUUUUGGUGAAGAAGGCGAUGAGAAGCCAGAGAAGCUUGAAGCUCUCCUUGCAUCUGUAAACAAUAGCGACAGUAGUCGCAUUGUCCAUGUUCCUGCUGGUCCUAAUGCUCUCUCUGAUGUUCUCAUCAGCACACCCAUAUUCACUGGGGAUGGGGAAGGAGGUGGAAGUGGUUUUGCAGCUGCAGCAGCAGCGGCAUCUGGAGGUGGUGGUUAUGAUUUUGGAGUGGAUCCAAACUUAGAUCCUGAGCUUGCUCUUGCUCUUAGGGUUUCCAUGGAAGAAGAGAGAGCAAGACAAGAAGCUGCUGCCAAGAAGACAGCAGAUGAAGCUGCUAAACAAGGAGGGGAAUCUUCAAAUUCACAAGAUGCAACAAUGACUGAAAAUGUGGCUGCUGAUGACGUUAAAGGAAAUGAUCAAAUGGAUGAGGAAACUGCAUUGCUUCAGCAAGCCCUGUCAAUGUCCAUGGGUGAUCCAGCGUCAAGUCAUUCUGGUAAAUCAACAGGUGACGUAGAUAUGAUGGACGCAAGUACAGACGAUCAGGAGCUGGCCAUGGCCCUUCAGAUGUCUGUGGAGGAAAGUGCAAAAGACACUGAAAUGAACAAAGUGCUGGGUGAUCAGUCAUUUAUGACAUCCAUCCUUGCUUCUCUUCCAGGAGUUGAUCCAAAUGAUCCUUCAGUGAAAGAUUUGCUUGCAUCUUUGCAAGGCCAAGGAGAGGUUAGUAAGGACUAAAAGAAGGAUGAAAACCAGUCAAAAGAGGAGGAGAAGAAGUGAUGCUGCCAUAAAGGGGUCCCACUUGUGGUCGAGUCACCGAGGUUGAUCCUUUUCAAGUUCCUCAAGACUGGCAUGAAAUAGUAUUAUGUGUCUAGAUCAGUUGAAUGGCCAGAGUAGGGCUCUGUAUUUCCAAUGACUCCAAUCAAGCACCAGUAUUGUUCUUUUAAAGGUCCAAACAUUCAGUUGUGUCUUGUGAGAGGUUAAUGAUUGUAUUCUUCGCAGACCAUAUUCUUGUAACCACUACGUCGUUUCUUAUCAACUGAUAUUUAAGUUUAAGUUUCCAGAAUUGUUGUUCGAUGGUGGACUUCACAGUUUUUAUUUAUGCCUGUUUCAUUUGCUUUGAA